Coregonus clupeaformis (lake whitefish) is the source of this 3442-nucleotide messenger RNA. RefSeq lists its product as uncharacterized. The transcript is spliced from 4 exons. Bases 117 to 1670 code for a protein of 517 amino acids. Lineage: Eukaryota; Metazoa; Chordata; Actinopteri; Salmoniformes; Salmonidae. The record is from RefSeq and is a predicted model, not a curated record.
GCGCCACGGACAUGAAGGAAACAAUAUUGCGGAGGCAAGACAGAAAAGUAUCGAGUAUGGGGUUCUAGAAAUAAGAAUUUCAUGGAACUUUCUUGAGAAAACAUCUCCUCGGUAUCAUGUCACGCUCAGCGGCCAAAUCUCGCGAUAAGAGUCGUGCUGCCAUCUUGGUUCCGGCACCCGCUCUUCCUCGCCCUCCCUCGGUCCAGAAUGUGGAGACGGUGGACAUCGUCCCAGGUCGCCUCACGGAAGCCGCUUGGGUCACCAUGACAACACAGGACAAUGGGGAGGAGGUGGUGGCGGAGAUCAUGGGAGAGCUGGAGGCUGCAGUGAUGGACAGGUGCUAUCAGGUGUACCUGCAAAAACAGCUGGUGCCGUUCACAGCGUCCUGGGCCUAUGAAAGCCUGGUGCAGAUGGCUGACUGGCUGUUCCUGGCAAGGGAUGAGGGUGAGGGGCCAGAGAGUGCCCCCUUGUGGGGGGAGGACACAGAGCCUGAACCCUGUAAGAGCGACUCAUGGGCCGAGGGCUGUGUUCCUGUCCGGUACACCAGUGUGAGCUCACACACACCCCUUUUGCAGAAGUUGCUGGAUUUUCACCUGGCAGAGUCAGCUGAUCCAUGGGACUCAGAUACCCAGAGCAAGCCCCAGUCUUCCAGUAGACAGGACAGCAAGCCCCAGUCUCCCAGUAGACAGGAAUGCAGGCCCCAGUCUCCCAGUAGACAGGAGAGCAAGCCCCAGUUUCCCAGCAGACAGGACAGCAAGCCCCAGUCUCCCAGUAGACAGGACAGCAAGCCCCAGCCUCCCAGUAGACAGGACAGCAAGUUCCAGUCACCUACAAAGCCAGAGCCUCCAGACAGAGAGAGAACAGUCCUACCACAACAAAUAAUAGUGGAUUCAACUGAACCUGAGGAGCCAGAAAAGGCAGAGAAGAUAGAACCAGAGGAAGUCCAACCCUCACCUUUCCUCACUGUAGCCACCUAUAAAGCCUGGAGGAGGAAACAGUCCCAGACCCAACCAUGCACACACAAGGCCCUACCACCACCUCUGAAGACCUACAAACCCUUGUUCACCCCUAGUGGACCAACCCAGCAGUUCCAGCACCUCUCUGUACCCCAACUUCGGGGGCGUAGACCACGAGAGGUCCCAGUCCCUAGGAGACUGGACCCCGCUAGACUACCGCAACACCACGUCUGGCCCGAGGUGGAGGUCCUGGAGCCUCAGCCCUCACACCGCUCCAAGGAGAGAACAGGGGGGCUCACCGCCCUCCUCCGGCCCAACCAGGACCAUCACAGCAUGGCACGCCGAGCCACCAUCACACCCCUGACUGCCCACACCCACCAGGCUUUACCCAGCAAGACCCGGAGGAAGAGUCUCCACCAUGGUGUCCAGAUACAGAGGCACGUGCUCCGAGGCGGUACCCAGCCAAGGGGCUCGACUGUGGGCUACACUCCGCUCUCCACUGGCCUCGAUCUGGAUACCAUUGAGCUGGUGCCAGGAGUGGCAAUUGGGGACCCAGUAUGUGGGACUGGGGAGAACAAGCCGUCCUGGGUUUCCCGUCUGCCUGAGCUGAUUCCCAUCAGAAGCAGCCUCCCGGCCAUGUUGUGGUCCCUGGAUCAGGUGGUGGGGGGGCGGAGCCCUCGAGUCACUGCCACCACUGUUAAACAUUGGGCAUGAGGAGAGAUAGGAACCACUGCAGUUUCAAUCACACUGCAGCCUAAUGUACUGUCAUUUGAUGAAUAGGUGCUGAUUUGCUUUUAUUUAAUUAAUGGAAGAUGUGAAUUGCAUUUUCCAUUCUAAGUUUAAUUUCAGCAAUUCCAGCAUGUAUAAGCCCUCUUCCAAAUGUUGUGGUUGUUUGAGAAAGGCCACCUAGCAUCUAAACCUAUUUAAAUCAGGGACUGCAUUUGAGUUUGUGUAUUUAUUUUGAUGGUUUUCUUCUGUGAGACAGUGCUCCCAUGUUUUGUCAGAUGAAUUUGAACCCCUUCCCCCCAUGUAUUGUUACAUUGUUACAUAGUUACGUAACAACAUUUUACAUAGUUAUAUUGUUACAUGAUUGUUACUGAUCAGCUGUUUGUUUUCAGUUUUGCCUUGUUCAUAGAUGUCCUGAGGUUCGAUGUUAAUGCAGUUCAAUACUUGACCACAUGAUGGCAGUGUGGAUCAUAUUGUAACAUUUCUGUAACAUUGAACCAAGACUGUGACAUGACAACAGAUGACCAAGGAAAAUACAUUAUUCACCAUUGUUCAGGUCUAGCUCAACGCUUCAUACACGUACUUUAUUUUUGACAUAUUUUAUAUUUUGCAAUGACAUUCAUUCUCACCACCGAUAACUGAGUGUUAUCAACUGUUGAGAAGAGUAUUUAAAAAAACAUCUAUGACUAGUAUCCCUUUAAGGCAAUUAUUCUGUGUUGAUGAGUUCCUGCAUAGUGAUAAGGGCACUGUUUUACUGUUUUUACAGCAAGCAAUACUAAAAUAUCCCCCAGCUAAUUUUGCACUAUAUGCAUGAAUAGUUUACAGACCAGCACACCAGGGACCGUAUGUGGCCCCUCAACAUAAACAUCUUACUUUUACUAUAUAUUACUUAUAUUUUUGAUAAUUUAUGUAUGAUAUUGAUGUAUUAUGUAUAUGGUUCUGUAUGUUCUGGCUAACAUUGCAAGCAUAAUAAGAGUUGGACAUAGGCAUCAGAGGGCCCUCGCUAAGGGGCCCCACUGCUGAUUGACAUGUGCUCUCAAAUCAAAAUCGAAUCAAAUGUAUUUAUUUUUAAAGCCCUUUUUACAGCCCUUGUCACAAAGUGCUUAUAGGUUGUGUAUUCAGUUUCAGAGCACUUCUUUAAAAGCUGGUACAUAUUGAGAAAAUAGCUCAUAUACUCAUAGAUGUGGAGCUUUUCAUGCAAAUACUGUAUAACCCAUUGGAAAAUAGCCUGUUUGUGGAUGAGCCUUAUGCAUACAUAGUAGAGUAACAUACUAUUUCAUGACUAGUUUGGCUAAGAGAAACUGAUCAUAAUAAUAUUAUCCCAAAUAGGCAAAGUUGUGGGCGGUGCAUUGGUCAGGGUUUUGUGUAUCAGUAAUUUUUCUGACUUUUAUACGAGCAGUAUAUAUUUUCUUUUAAACGACACAAUCCCCAUCCAGUAAGAGGAUUUGAUAUGCCUGGUAAAACGUUAAAUACCAUGUGUGAUGAUUUACUGCAUAUUCUGGCUCUCACAGUGCUCCACACAACAUGAAAGCCAUGGUGAUGAUUACAGCUUCAGUUCUACUGCUGGGUUCUUAGCUUGACUACAGUCACAGUCAUCCAUCUUAACUAAGUUUUCAGCUCAUUGUGUAUAAAAAAUAUGAAUGUACUUAACUAUAUUGAUUACGUUUCAUGUAACACCACGCUAACAAUAAGAUGAGAUUAAAGUUUGGUUACACUUUACUUAUAGCCUGCAGGUAUAAUGCAGCUAUAAUGCAUGGUCA